AUGCUAAACAGACCUCAUCACCAUCUAUCAGAGGAGUUGCAUGUAAAUUUUGAUGUCUUUGUGAAGAUGAAGAGACUGAAACUGCUCAAACUCAGUGGUGUACGGCUUCGUGGACGCCUUACAUAUCUUUCAAAUGAAUUAUGUUAUCUUCAUUUGGAAGAUUACCGGGGAAGGUUUUUGCCAUCCAAUUUCCAUCCAGAAAAUCUUGUUCAACUUCACUUUCCUGGUAGCCAAAUCCAACAAAUUCCAAAGGACAUCAAGUUUAUAGGGAAGUUAAAAUAUCUCAAUUUCAGAAGGUCCCCAUAUUUGGAAAAAAUUCCUGAUCUGUCCAAUUUCCCACAUCUUGAGGAAUUAGAUCUUAGGGAAUGUAAAAAUCUAGUUGAGGUUCACCUUUCCGGUGGAGUCCAUGAGAGGCUUAUUAGGGUGGAUCUCUCAUUAUGUAAAAAACUGAGUCGUCUCCCGAGAAGCAUCAAGUUGAAAAAAUUGAAAUAUUUUAAUCUCUUGGGAUGCUCAAAACUUGAGAAAUUUCCAGAGGUUCAGGAAGGCAUGGAUUGUUUGGAGGAGCUUCGUUUAUGCGACACUGCAAUAAAAGAUUUACCCUCGUCAAUGGAACAUCUUACUGGGCUUACAUGUUUAGAACUAACGGACUGCCAUAAGCUUAAAAGUAUUCCAAACAACAUUUUUUCGGUAAUGAAGGAUUUAUGCGAGCUUUGCGUAAGUGGAACUGAUAUAAAACAGUUGCCAUCAUCCAUUCUACACUUGAACAAGCUUAUUAUGCGAGCUGUCAGUCCCAAGAGGAGAUGUUCAUUGAUGCCAAAAUCAUUCCAGCUGGGAAAGAGAACAAAUGUUGCUAAUUCAACUUAUUUGCAACUGGAUUUGCUAGGCGGUUUAUGCAAUUUAACUUUUUUAUCUCUCCCGAUAUGCAAUUUGUCUGAAGAAUCCUUAUCCAGUUUUGGCCACCCAUCCAUGUUGCAAACUUUAAAUCUAAGUGGAAACAAUUUCGCAAGCAUACCACCAAGCUUCAAACAACUCACAAACCUCACAGAUCUUUAUUUGCGAUAUUGCAAAAACCUCCGAAAGUUGACGUCACUUCCGUCGUCUACAAGGCUUCACUAUACUGAGGUCAAGAAAUUGGGUGUCCAUCUAAUUAUGGAGGAGGAGCAAGCUGAGACGUCGGAAUAA
Messenger RNA from Cornus florida, 1182 nucleotides. RefSeq names its product disease resistance-like protein DSC1. The record is from RefSeq and is a predicted model, not a curated record. NCBI's taxonomy places the organism in Eukaryota, Viridiplantae, Streptophyta, Magnoliopsida, Cornales, Cornaceae. Bases 1 to 1182 code for a protein of 393 amino acids. The transcript is spliced from 3 exons. Gene Ontology annotation, molecular function: protein binding.